AUGGCCACUUCUUCACCAACGUCAAUUGCAAUCGUCGGUGCUGCUGGAGCCGUUGGAAGCACAAUCGCAUACAAUCUUCUCCUCAACCCCAUAGCAGGAAAGAUCAUACUGAGCGACCCAAACACUGAAGUCCUACAAGGUCAAGCCGAUGAUCUUCGCGAUGCAAUCCUUCAAAGCGAUACCACAAGCACGCGAAUACACGUAGCGCAUGACUCCAAAGAUGCUGGACAGGCCGAUAUCAUCAUCAUUUCAGCUGGGGCUGCACAAAAGAAGGGAGAGAGCAGGACGGAUUUGGUGGGGAAAAAUGCAAAGAUUCUGAAGUCUGUGGCUGAAGGGUUGGGCUCGGUGAAGAAGGAGGCUAUUGUGCUGGUCGUUGCCAAUCCGGUGGAUACAAUGACUUACUUUGCGAAGCAAUUUAUUGAUUUGCCCGCUGGGCAGAUCUUUGGCGCUGGAACUUUUCUUGAUUCUGCGAGACUGAAGGGAAAAAUUGCGGAACAAGUAGGCGUAUCGCAGWGCAAUGUAGAGGCUUUCGUGCUGGGCGAGCAUGGUGAGACUCAGGUCGUUGCAUGGUCUGCGGUAUCGGUUGGAGGUGUGGCUCUCGAUCGCAUUUCUGAAAAGAUUGAUCGGAAGAAGGUGGAAGAAGAGACGAAGAACAAGGCUGGCGAAAUCAUCGAGGCCAAAGGGACGACGAACUUUGGCAUUGGAUCUGUGACGGCCAGCAUCUGCAAGGCGAUAUUGUUCGAUCAGAAAGUCAUCAGACCGGUCAGCCAUUGGCAGGAGGAUCUCGGCGUGUGCUUGAGCUUACCGGCGGUCUUGGGAAGAAAAGGCCUAGAGAGGACGGUCACUCUACCUCUGAGCGAUGAGGAGAAGAAUGAUGUGCAGAAAAGUGCAAAGAGCUUGAGGGAAGUUAAUGAGGAAGCGAAGAAGGCGCUCGAAUCGUAG
Molecule: messenger RNA, 942 nt
Organism: Ramularia collo-cygni
Lineage: Eukaryota; Fungi; Ascomycota; Dothideomycetes; Mycosphaerellales; Mycosphaerellaceae
Product: related to L-lactate dehydrogenase A
Exons: 1
Coding region: 1-942 (313 amino acids)
Biological process (GO): carboxylic acid metabolic process
Molecular function (GO): oxidoreductase activity, acting on the CH-OH group of donors, NAD or NADP as acceptor
Source: RefSeq, a predicted model, not a curated record